Molecule: messenger RNA, 2754 nt
Organism: Polyodon spathula (Mississippi paddlefish)
Lineage: Eukaryota; Metazoa; Chordata; Actinopteri; Acipenseriformes; Polyodontidae
Gene: mtg2
Product: mitochondrial ribosome-associated GTPase 2
Exons: 7
Coding region: 67-1329 (420 amino acids)
Cellular component (GO): mitochondrion
Molecular function (GO): GTPase activity; GTP binding; magnesium ion binding
Source: RefSeq, a predicted model, not a curated record
GCCGUAGUCGGCAGGUCCUUUUGCAUGUUUGUGUGAGCAGAAGUAAAGCAGACGAGACGGAGUCGCAUGAUGAUCCUGACGUCCCACGCGCUGUUCCUCAGAAAGUGGGUUUUCCAGGAAGGCACGCGGCUGUUCAGGAGGAAAACGCAGGGCAGCAUGGUGUUGACCGCAAGGUCGAGGCUACCAUCAUUUGCAAAUAUAGAACGAGAGCCUGUGAUAACCAGCAGCGUCGGAUACUUCUCCACUAGCUGUGUUAAUUGUGCAAAGUCCAGAGAACUCAAAACCAAAAGGGACAUUUCAGAAAAGAAGCUGACUCGCUACUUUGUGGAUCAUCGCAGAGUGAGUUUGACAGGGGGAAAGGGAGGCAAAGGAGCAAGCACUUUCCACAGUGAGCCUCGCAAAGAGUUUGGAGGGCCAGAUGGUGGAAAUGGAGGAGAUGGGGGGGCCAUCAUCAUAAAAGUUGACCAACAAAUCAAGUCUCUGUCGCUGGUUGCGCCACUAUAUCGCGGUAUGGACGGAGAAUCUGGGGGAAGCAAAAACUGCUAUGGACGAAAUGCGGACCAUACCUACAUUAGAGUGCCUUUAGGUACCAUAGCGAAGGAGGAUGGGGCAGUGGUGGCAGACCUCUCCAAACAUGGCCAGGAGUAUGUGGCUGCAUUUGGUGGAACAGGUGGUAAAGGUAACCGGUUCUUUCUGUCCAAUGAGAACCGGGCACCGAUGAAAGCCACUCCAGGGGAGCACGGGCAAGAGCGGGUAUUGCACCUGGAGCUCCGAACCAUGGCACACGCUGGGAUGGUUGGAUUUCCCAAUGCUGGAAAGUCAUCACUUUUGCGAGCAAUCUCAAACGCUAAACCAGCCGUAGCUGCUUAUCCAUUCACUACACUCAAUCCACACGUUGGAAUCGUUCAGUAUCAGGACCACGAGCAAGUGGCAGUUGCUGACAUUCCUGGGAUCAUCCAAGGAGCGCACAGGAACCGCGGCCUGGGGAUCUCCUUCCUGCGCCACAUUGAGCGCUGCCGGUUCCUGCUGUUUGUUCUGGACCUGUCUGGACCUGACCCGUGGGCCCAGCUGCAGGACCUAAGGUUUGAACUGGAGCAGUAUGAGACCGGGCUGUCCAAGCGGUCGCAGGCCAUCGUAGGGAAUAAGAUUGACCUCCCCGAGGCCCGAGCCAACCUGUCUGCCCUGCAGAGCCGAGUGCCCCAGCGCAUCAUCCCCGUAUCCGCACUCAAUGGGCACAACGUGGAGGAACUCAUACUGCACAUCCGGCAGCUCUACGAUGGGUACCUCCAGACAGAGGAGAGUGCAGGGGGGCAGCCUGUCAGGUGGUAAAGAGUAUUACCUUCACAUUGGCAAAUAAUGGGCGUGGAGGACACAACUAUAUCUGAGGAAUUAUUUGAAUGCUUUGAUAAAUGAUUAAAAUUGUUAAGACUUCCUGUGGUUUUAUGGAUAUUUGGAUAUUUUUAUUUUUAUAUAUAUAUAUAUAUAUAUAUAAUCUAUUUGAAAUAUAUCAUGCCUAUGCAUUAUGUUUUUGGUGAUACUAUUGUUGUUUUUUUUUUCUUUAAUCAUUCUUUCAUAUUUAUUAACACACGUUCUUGUAAAUGACUGAAUGGUGUUUUUCUUUUUCCUGUUUAUUAUGAGAAGUCCUUGACACACUUGAAUAAAAUUGCAUGCAAAUAGAUAGUGUCCAUCGUAAAAGGGUUGUUAUACACCCGUUGACAUUAAAACAUUCACAGUACUUAUUGUGACUUUGUACUGUGGUGUCUGGCCAAAGUAUUUUGCAAACAGAAACAACCAAGUCAGAAUAAGAGAUCAGCUGCAAAUAAUAAAAAAAGGUAAAAAACAGGCCAGCCCUAUACAGAAAUAUAUUUUAUUAUGAGACCAGUUUACAAAAUAGGAAGCUGUGUAAGAUCCAAUGAAUGAAGACAAGCUCCUUUAUGACAUCACCAUGGCAGUAAUCCCAUUGUUCAUAUUUAACCAAUGAGAAUGCAACAUUUGGUUUUGACAGGUGCCCUGCCCCCUUUUUUAAAACCAAUCGGGAUCGACCAGAAGUACUGUUGUAUUUUUUACAGUAAAAUGGAAAAUAAAACAAAGGUAUAGAGUUUGUGUUGUAUUCCUUAUCUCAGAAAAAUAAAAUAAGCAUUCGGGGAGGGUACAACUGUAUUACAAUUUACUUAAAAAUGUAUACAAAUAAAACGAAGUGUUACUGCAAAAUGAUUACAAAAAAAACAAACAAGAUUACAGUGUUAAAAAUGGACAGUAAUGUGAAGCGUUAACAAGUGCAGAGGCUGUAUGUUCAGAACUAUAUUAUCCUGAUACAGAGGCUGGCUAGCGUGUAUGUUAAAAGUAUUUUAAAAUAAGGAACCACCUGUUUAAGAAAUGUAAAUACUUCUUAACCCAACAAAUAAAAAAUAAUAGGCUGCACUGUAUACAUUGUUAAGUUAACAUUUUAAAACAUUUUGCAUUAGGUGUUUUACGCAUCUGGAUGCCCAAGCAAGUGUAAAAACAGCAUCGAUUGUCUCUGACAUGGGGGUGCGGUUUCUUCAGUUUAAAACUUCAAAGAUAAUCUGCCUCAAGCCUUCACUAUUUUAGACUUGUUACAAUGUAUUUACUUGAAAUGAAAAACUUUGUGAAAAGAAGUGAAACAAACCUUGACUAUUAGCGGUUGAAUUUUAGACAAUGUCCAGCUUUGUUAACAUGUAUUUAAAAUUGGAAAAAAAAAAAAAAAAAGUUUUAAAAUAAAAGGCUACAAACCUA